Messenger RNA from Contarinia nasturtii (swede midge), 1096 nucleotides. Its product is annotated as dual specificity protein phosphatase 14. The coding region runs from base 230 to 958 and encodes 242 amino acids. Gene Ontology annotation, biological process: protein dephosphorylation. The transcript has 3 exons. Gene Ontology annotation, molecular function: protein tyrosine/serine/threonine phosphatase activity. The record is from RefSeq and is a predicted model, not a curated record. Gene Ontology annotation, cellular component: cytoplasm. NCBI's taxonomy places the organism in Eukaryota, Metazoa, Arthropoda, Insecta, Diptera, Cecidomyiidae.
UACCAAAGUAUGCCAAAGCUGUUGGACGGUUAAGAAUCAAUCAAAUAAAGUACAUACAAAAAAACCUUAAUAUAGUUGAAUUUUUUUUGUAAGCAAAUUUAUUUCUAAAUAUUGUUGAAUUUAUGUGCAAACAUUAAAUUCAUUGGCAAACCAAAAGAAACUUGAUUGGUGAAAGUUUAAAUUAAACAUACCAAUUGUAAACAAGAAAAUUAUAGAAAAAUUAGUGAAAAUGAAAAUGGUUGAUUCAGACAUGGUGGAAUCUGUGACAUGCAAUGAUGAAUGUGUUGACAAAAAUGCAUUGGAAUUACCGCAUCAACAUAAAUCAAGUGACAUUCAGGAUCUGUUGAAAGCACACAACGAAGAACCGAGAUUAAAGCCACAAAUUCGUUUGCCUGGGAUCUCCGAAAUUUUUCCAUCGUUAUAUUUAUGCGGUGCCGGUGUGGCAAUUCCAGUAUUUUUAGAAAAAAUUGGUAUAACAUGUGUGAUAAAUGCAGCGCCAGAAUUACCUAAUACGCCAUUGCCAUUGGACGCCAAUGGCUCAACGCCAGUGUAUCUUCAAGUUCCCGUAUUGGAUAAAAGUGAUAUUAAUAUUGCCGAAUAUUUCGACCAAGUAUCCGAUCUCAUCGAACGUACUCGGCAAACAAAUGGAAAAACCAUGGUGCAUUGCAUAGCAGGUGUAAGUCGAUCGGCAACAUUAGUCUUAGCAUAUUUAAUGAAAUACAUGAAUAUUUCACUCAAAGAUGCAUACGAAUUUGUUCGAGCAGCUAGGCCACAGAUUCGACCGAACACAUCAUUUGUACGACAGUUAAUUGCUUAUGAGGAAAAACUAUUUAAAAAGACUACCGUCGCAAUGAUAUUUAAAGAAUCACUUGGAUGCGAAGUUCCCGACAUCUAUGAGACGGAGUAUAAAGCUUUGGAAAUAUUUUACAAGAAGCACCGCCACCUAAAGCUACGAUAAACUUUCAUUUUUUUAUAUUUACACACAUAUUUCAAAUGAAAAGCAACUUAUAGUGAUACAAAUACUAAUAUUAUCAUGUAUUUUUUAGUUUUAACUUAUUUUUUCAAUAAAUAAAUAAUAAAUGAACAUGAGAAUGGU